Molecule: messenger RNA, 7104 nt
Organism: Lineus longissimus
Lineage: Eukaryota; Metazoa; Nemertea; Pilidiophora; Heteronemertea; Lineidae
Product: complement factor B-like
Exons: 21
Coding region: 3953-6298 (781 amino acids)
Biological process (GO): proteolysis; complement activation; response to bacterium
Cellular component (GO): extracellular exosome; classical-complement-pathway C3/C5 convertase complex; extracellular region
Molecular function (GO): serine-type endopeptidase activity
Source: RefSeq, a predicted model, not a curated record
UCACUGUCGACUCUCUCCGGCCUUUGUCAGUGACGUUUGUUCUUAUAAACUACUAUCACCUUGUCUUUGGAUGAUAGUGUUGCAUAUUUUUACUUGUAGUUUAAAUCGGAAGUAUGGGAAAGUGAAAGUAGUUUGUUUCAGAUACCUAACAACUACUAUCACCUUGUCUUUGGAUGAUAGGGUAACUCGUGUCAAAUUUCACCAUAUAAUGUUUUAGCUGUUUUUGACAAAUGACUACGUCACUUUCUCAUAAAUCGGUAAGGUUUUCGAAUCGAAAUGCACAUUUUCUAGAAAUUGAUGGUUUAAUCCCGCCCGGACGCCUCGCUUCAAUGCCGUUUUCGUUGAUGACGUCUUAACAUGAACAUUUUCGCGGUCGCGGUGGUUUACAUUCAGCGAUUUUAUAAUAAAUCUAAUCAAAAAUGGAAAAUUUGAGCUUUACAUUUGUGAUUAACAAUUAAAAACGGACGUAUUUCCGCAAAGUUGUAAAUCACAUCAUAGUAUCACUUUAAAUCGGAAGUAUGGGAAAGUGAAAGUAGUUUGUUUCAGAUACCUAAAAACGGGGUGGGUUCUAGCUAUAUAAUGUUUCCAAGGGAUUCUAAUGGGACCCAACUUGUAUGUGUCCCAUGUUCUAUAAGCGACAGUGCAUUGGGGGAACAACCUAUCUUGAAGACAAGCAUCAGUGCCAGCUCUGGGCGAUGGUGUGUUGGGGGAACAACCUAUCUUGAAGACAAGCAUCAGUGCUGGCUCUUGGCGAUGGUGUAUUCUAAUUAUUUUGAUAAUAAAUUUCUGUUCGUCAAUGUACACAAUGGUACGAACCUACCUGUAAAAAAAAAACUCGCUGCCCGGCUUUUGUCCUUACCAUGUACAUGUAUACACACUAUACCCUCCCAGGGCUCGAAUGCAAAUCAAGAGUCCGCCCUUUCGUUUUCUUUAUCCUAAUUCACCGUUCUGAAUGAAUUCGGAAAGUCAAAAUGGAAAUCCCCAGGUGCGUCCAUCCAUCGGAGUCACCCACGGAUAGAAAACAUCGCAACUUCAUCCUCCUGUCCACCCAGGACUCAUUCAUGACUGCGCUCUGUAAUGUUCAGUCCCAGCUCGAUCGAGAAGGUCAGCUGUUAUUUGGCCAUUUCGUCAGUUCAGCUCGUGUCGAUAUUGGGUGGGAAGGCGCUACAUAGAAUAGCCGAUAUAUCACUAUCACGAACGCCAUUACCAAAUUUCAGUAUUACUUGCUGGAUAUCCCCGGACUAAACAGACAUAUUUAGCUAACCUGUUCAUAUAUUUCAGCAGCGUGCAAGGAGCAGCGUGUCGAUAUUGGGUGGGAAGGCGCUACAUAGAAUAGCCGAUAUAUCACUAUCACGAACGCCAUUACCAAAGUUCAGUAUUACUUGCUGGAUCCCCGGACUAAACAGACAUAUUUAGCUAACCUGUUCAUAUAUUUCAGCAGCGUGCAAGGAGCAGCGUGUCGAUAUUGGGUGGGAAGGCGCUACAUAGAAUAGCCGAUAUAUCACUAUCACGAACGCCAUUACCAAAGUUCAGUAUUACUUGCUGGAUCCCCGGACUAAACAGACAUAUUUAGCUAACCUGGUUUGUCGGCCUAGCUCCUACAAACCUUCUCCCAGAUGGCAGUCCAAGUUCAAGACCAAGGGUUUCCUUCCCCAGUCCAAAUCGACAGAGGCAUGUGUGUAUACACGAGUAUAGAUGAGAAUGGUGACCAACGUCUAAUCAUCAAUGCACCCGAACCAGAGAGUAGUGCAGUCGCUGGAGUGGUCAAGGAUCUCUUCACCUCGAAACCCGAAGACCUCUCCAAUGAUUUCCGACGAAGUGCUAUGCUCAUACGUAUAGCAAAAUAUCUUCUGGUCGCAGCCUCCGAGGAACCCCUUACGGAUGACAUGACAAAAUUAGGGACCAAGUUCGAAGAAUUAUAUAGCCAGUUUCGUCUUAAGUUGCAGAAUCUAAUGCUAUUUUCCUUCGAGAUGUUUGAAAUGUUUAAGACAGCCUGCUUCUACCUUGAUGAAGGGAACGAAGAACUUGGAGCUGAGACGCUGCGGGAUAUGCAGGGGAAGUGGACAGAAAAAAAACAGGUGUUCAUCAUUCUUUCCAAAAAGAUAAAAAGCAUUGAAGAAGAUGCCAACAAAGUGGUACAAAAGCUGCAUACCAGAAGAGAGAACAUAGGGAGCAUAUUCGAUGCGUAUGUGGCCGUUCUGAGCGAAUGUACUUCGGGCAUCCUACAGAUUCGUAGUUUUCUAACGGAGCAGCAGGACCUACUGGAGAACAUGCAGAACGCUUUCGAUUUGGAGGCGCACUGCGCUAAGUUGCAAGUGCGGCUGAAUGGUACAACUUUCCGGCAGCUGACCAAUAAUGUGACAUCUGGUGGAUUCCUCUAUGAGAUUCAUCGCACAAUCCUGAGAUGUGUCGCAGCAAAGCAGAUCAGUGGAUCCUAUUCCAGAGCACUGGGCUCCGAGGAGGCGAAGGCCACAUUCACCCGGAUGGUUUCUGCCUCUCCUUCUCGUUUAACCGCACAGGAAAAUUGUCAACACCUUAUCACGGAGUUCAACGAGGCAUUCACUGAGUAUCCUCUGAAUCGAGGCAUCGUCGAGAUGAUUCAAACGGCGGAUUGGGGCAAUCCGCCUCCACCGCAGAAUGAAAGAUGGUGUGCGAUUCUGUAAUCAGAGAUUUUUUGGCGAUAUGAACGCAUGACCGGUGGGAUCAGGCCAAGGAUUACGUAGAAGGACGUCUGUAAAUUGACUCCACUGACCAGCCGGGCUUCCAUAUCAAAUGUCAUUCGAGAUCAAGGCUAUUGUAAAUACAUGCUUACAUUCGCAGAGAGAGGUGGAACGACCGUCCUGCCCCCUGACUUUGUCCGAGAUUCAUAGCUUGAUUAGUGCUCUGGUUGAGGCUCCUUCUUUCAUUCCCACGCUGAUAAUGCCAACCUCUCUGAAUUCUCACCCCUUACUGCUGACCUUCAAAAGGUACUGUCUCUCUACACUGAUCCGGCCAAUGCAGUUAUGUUUCCCCGCAUGGACACGCUCGUGGCAACCACACGAGGGCUAAAGAUCAAGGCUACGUCUCUGUACGACAGAUUAGCAAAAUAUGAAUCUCAAUCGCUAUAGAGACAUAUAAAUGUAGAUUGGAUUCGGGCAUCGGACAAAGUACGUUACACUUCCAAUGCGCCUGCUUUCGUCACGCCCAAGACUCUUCCACUCCCGAAGAAGUAGUGAUGACACCACAGCUGAAGUAUAAUGUACAUAAUUUUCUAAGGAUCUGAUGAAACGUUACCAAUGAAAUAUUUCUCUGUAACAAGUUACCUACUGUAAAUUUCCGUGUUAUCCUUAUUGCAUAUAACCAUAUGUAUAAUGCUGUGGUAAUAAAUGUAUAGAACUGGCUUGCCACUGGCAUUUGAUUUGCUGAUUUCUCUUUAAAUCAACCGAUAGACUUCUUCAAAAUACAGAACCUCCUUUUGGGCCGCUGUGCGGGAGAGCAGAGCAACUGUGUUGGGGCCCAAAAUUAGAAGAAAACGGAGGGAUGCCGACGCACUUCGCCGAUAGAUCGGCAUGCCCAUAAGGACGAGCUCGAUAUUCUUCUGAAAAGCCUUCCCAUCAUAAUCAUGAAUACAUGUACAUUCUAUUAAAAAAACUGCGGCUACUUCCGAGAAACGACACCUGCAUACAUGUACAUGCUACUGCAGGAGGUGUUGACCAGAGUCGUCCGAGAUGUUGACAAGGAAGUCGCUCAACUGCGAUUAUUCGCGGUAAUUAGAACUGGCACAGACUUUUUUCGUGACCUAGAAGCGUGAUUUAGUUCUUGUAGCAGUCUGAGUUGUUGAGCGGAGACGACGGGGCGCAAGUUUCUAUAAAGCGGACUGAGACAACGACACAUUCAUUUCGGACAAACGAAUUUUGCGACAAGUUGCUGAUUGAAAAAGUCCUUUACCGGACCGGAGGCAUCCAUUGUAGCAAUGAUGCUGCUGUUGGUUUUCUUUUUGGUGGCCAUUAUCAUUGAGGGGUCAGUUGGCUUGCCGCAGCGCCCCGACGAGGGCAGUGUGAGGUGUGACAUGUCGAAUUACCACGUGGGCGAGGGUGCGACCACCAUAGCCACCGUCCGAGCCGGCGAGACCCUGACCCUCGAAUGCCGUAAAGGGUACUACUUCAGCCGGUCUCUCCAGGACGUGGAUUAUUCCGAUGGCGUCAAGGAUUUUGUCUAUGAUAGGGCGCCCCGGGUACUGACAUGCCUGUAUACCGGAAGGUGGGAUAAACCCAUCCCUACUUGCCACGCCUUCACGUGUCCCCGCCCAAACAUACCUGCCCGCGGCGCAAUACGGCCAUAUGGGCAGACCACCUUCAAAGCGAACGAAAGCAUCACAUACGUCUGCGGAGAAGGCACAGUCCUGGUUGGCUACUCGUCACAGACAUGUGACAUGAUGUGGAACGGGUGGAGCUAUGGGUUGAGUCCACCAUCGUGUAUAACGGUGCGGUGUCCUGGUCCCGAGGGCCCGCGAAACGGCUGGAUCACGAACAGGAACCGUGAUGUAGGCUCUACAAUCCAUUACUACUGUAACAGAGGCUAUGAACGCUACGGGGCACCCAAUCAGACAUGUCAAGCAAACGGGAAAUGGUCCGAGGGCACGCCCAUCUGCAAGAAGGAGAGACAGAUCGGAGUCUGUGAUAAUCCUGUGGUCCCUCCUGGAUCAAACGCAAGAGGAGACUCCACUCUGAACGGAGCGAAAGUUACGCACCGAUGCUUCAGGCCAGAAUUCCUGAAAGGGCCGUCAGAAAGAAUAUGUGGCCCCCUUGGAUGGUCACCGUCCUCGGAACCAGAGUGUGAAGCGCUGCACGCCUUCGAUCACCGAGACACUUUGGCCGAGACGUUUUUCUCCAUUGUUGACAGAUUCUCCUCCGUGGUAAACGGGGACGUCAUCAAUGGAAUGUUUGACCGUCGAUACGAUCUUUUUUUCCUGAUCGACUCUUCUCACAGUGUCCCACCAGACCACUUCGCCUUGGCGAAGGAAUUCGUGUACAAUGUGAUUGACGAGCUUACACUGACCAACACCAAUACGGCUAUCGGCCUUGCCUCUUUCUCUACCAAGCCGGAGGAGGAAUUCACACGGAGCGGCGGAGUCCAUGCGGACACUGGCAGAGGAAAGCCAUCGCUCCACCGACGGUUAGAAGAUCUGAAACGCAUUGAUCGCGACACUAACAUCACUGGUGCCCUUGAGUUCGCCCGCAAGGUCAUGAUCCCUUUGAGCUCGCAUGCACGACGAGGAGAGGAUGCCCCCAAGGUCAUCUUCCUGUUCAGUGAUGGAGAUGUAACUCUUGGCGGUAACCCAACAUCAAGCGCCAAGAAGCUGAAAUACCUUGGCGUGGAGAUCUUUACCAUCAAAAUAGGGACCAUGAUGAACAAAAAGACCAGGUCUAUACUGGAGGGGGUGUCCUCUGAGGCUGACUUCCCGAGGCAUUAUCCUCAUGUGUUGAGAAUCAAGGAUAAACUCGAUCUGGAGUACAUGGUCGCGAAUUACAAGAGUUAUUCAACAGCCGGGACCCUUUUCCCUCGGUUCCCAACCUGCGGAGUCGCCGGGGACAUCCAUUACACCAAGUCGUACCAAGUCGGAGGUGAUGCUGCCAACUCCACCACUUGGCCCUGGGUCAUGGCAAUCAGCAAGAUCAGACUGUCGGCGGAUAACAGCAUAAACAAGGCUGUGUUCGCGUGUACGGGAACCCUGAUUUCUGAGCAGUGGGUGCUGACUACCGCGAAGUGUAUAGAUGAUCGUAAUGAUACCAAUUUCGUGGUUACAUCUGCGUCUUCCCCCAACACAUUCGACGGCGAGAUGGUAAGGGAGACGUUCCGUUAUGGCAAUAUGCCAGGUGACAUAGCACUUCUCAGACUUCUGCGGCCACUCAAAUUCGGACCAUAUGUGAGACCCAUCUGUCUCCCGAACCACAGGCCGAGCGAAUUAGACGAUAAAUUUGGUGACUACGCCGUGACAAUUGGUUGGGACCGAACUGAAGAGAAACCGAAAUUGAUACAGGCAGCUGUUCCCAUCGUUGAGGACAGGAAGUGCAGAGCGCGCUCUCGUGUUGUCGGUUACUGCGCUGGUUUGAACACGGUCCUAAACGGCACCUGUUCCAAAGACAUCGGUAGCCCACUCAUGAUCAAAUCUAGGAUGGACAAGAUGACAAGAGAGGUCCACUGGAUUCAGAUUGGAGUUGCCUGGCAGACUGAUGGAUGCACGGCAACUAAAGGAAACUCGGGCAGAUUCGCCCGUCUGGAGCCUUUUAUGCCAUGGAUAAAUUCAAUCAUGAAUUAAAAAAGAAAUUAACUGGUUUAACCAUAUUCAUGUAAAUUAACUAGUUUAACCAUAUAAACAGCUUUCGAACUAAAUAGACGUAUGAGUGUGUUAGCAUAUCAAAAAUAGUCACCGACUAGAACACAAUAUAAUUAUUGAGAAAUGUGAUUAAAUUGAGAACGGGCGAUCGCAACGAAUUUGACGAACGUUUCGCUGCGAACGCCGCUGUUUGUUUGGGCGUUGUCGACGAGUUAUUCCAUCUUAGAUUCUAAGAUUCCAUACAACGCAUUGGUCAAAGCUGAAAUGCAGGAUUCUUCUCACAUCGGCUUGACAAAGGAAGCGUCUUGGACAUAUGCUAUCAUGUGUGUGAAAUCGUUGACUUAUAAGUUGAAGUUUCACGGCUCACGCUGUUGUCCAUGACAAUGUCAUAAAGUGUUGGCGGGAACCUCAAGGACUUUCGCGCACGAUAAGAGAGGGCAUCUUUUCCAGUCAUUAAAUUUUGAUUUGACAUUAUUCAAGAAGAGGCAGGUCCCUCAAAUUCUAUAUGAAAACCCCUUGUAACAGCCAAAAUAAACACUCUUUGAAUAAGCGGUAAAGAGCUGAAAACGCUUUGGGAUGUCAAGUAUCCCGUGUAACAGCCAAAAUUAUACAUAUUUGAUUUAUCACAUUAUCAUUUUCACAUGAGACUUUUCUCAUUUGGUCAUCUUCUAGUAUACAAAUGUGUUUCGAAUCAAAUCGAGAGCCCCGUAAAGGCAUUUUCGAAAAACUGAAGUGUUAUUAUUUCAUCAAAACUUGUAUCAUGAAAGAAAUAAAACGCACCAAUGUUC